CAAACAUUUGUGUCUACUGUGAGAAAUGCUCAUGGUCAGUGUAUAACGUUCUCAGGAGAUGUUCCCAGAGUCAAUGGCCAGUUAGCCGCUUCACGUGCUUUCGGAGACAAGAGCCUCAAGUCAUAUCUGAGUUCAGAUCCAGAUAUACGCUCCGAAGAUGUGACUGCUGACAUCGAUCUACUGAUCCUUGCGAGUGAUGGCUUGUGGAAGGUAAUGAGCAACGAAGAGGCAGUGGAUAUUGCUAGAAAGCACAAAGAUCCACAAGCAGCAGCAAGGCCGCUGGCAACGGAAGCAGUGAACAGAGUCAUCAAGGAUGAUAUCUCUUGCAUCGUUGUUCAACUAAGGGCAUAAAGAUUAUCUAACUUGUUGUCGAUUAUUAAAUAUUGCCAGGAAGCGAUAACGACCGGAAGACAACAAGGGAAACGCGUAAGGAACCUUGAGUGUUAGCCUAGUAGAGCUCCUGCUGUUCCAAUUCUUCUGUGUAUUGUUGGUUCACCUGUGGUUGAUUUCUUUGAUGUUUUAGUUGAGAAAUGUAUUAUUGGUAUGAGUGGAAGUGGAAUGACUUUUUCUCCCUUAAAAUUUCAA
Molecule: messenger RNA, 585 nt
Organism: Zingiber officinale
Lineage: Eukaryota; Viridiplantae; Streptophyta; Magnoliopsida; Zingiberales; Zingiberaceae
Product: probable protein phosphatase 2C 10
Exons: 2
Biological process (GO): protein dephosphorylation
Cellular component (GO): nucleus; cytosol
Molecular function (GO): protein serine/threonine phosphatase activity
Source: RefSeq, a predicted model, not a curated record